GGUCGCUGCACGGACGGUUUGGGAUGGAUUUAUAGGAAUGGAGAUCGAAACGUUAUGAAUUUCAUACAAAAAUUGCUUCUCAGUUGUGGAUUGUAUUUUUCUGACAACUUUGACCAUUUGUUCAUUCACUCCACCCGGUUAAACACGUAAGAACGACAGAAGUAUAAGGCAUUAUAAAGGAUCUUGUUGUGUUGAAACAGGCCGCACGGGCUUCGGAUUUUCCCAAACAUUUGAUCCGGCAUGUAGCGCUCGGCCCACGGGACACUCGCAGCAUUCGACACCCGGUGCCCUGUCAUGGUAUGCACCUAGUGCCCUAUUUGACUGCGGUGGUCAUAGUAGCAAAGCGCUGUCACCGGUUGACCAAGAGCGGUUCCCACUGCCAGUGUACUUCAUCUGCAGCUCCAUUUCAUCUUCAAGACAUCUGAAGAUAAACUGCUUUUGACUCCACAGAGGGCGACUAAGUUACCUGUGUCUUUAAAAGAAGCAAUACCACAUUAUAAGACUUUUAUACAUUGACUGUUAGCCUGAGACUUUAGAAUGGCAUCUGUUCCUGUUUACUGCCUGUGUCGGCUUCCUUACGAUGUCACUCGAUUCAUGAUUGAGUGUGAUGUUUGUCAGGACUGGUUUCAUGGAAGUUGCGUUGGUGUGGAAGAGGACAAAGCAGCAGAAAUUGAUCUGUAUCACUGUCCUAACUGCCAGGUGACACAUGGACCUUCUGUUAUGCGUAAACGACGAGGAGCUUUGAAGCACUCUGAUGGUGGAGGGGGGAGAGAGUCAGGACGUCCUGUUAAGACGGGCAGCGCUCAGUUUGUCCGAGAGUUACGCAGUCGUACGUUUCCCAGUGCUGAUGAAAUCUUGCUGAAGCCGACGGGACCCCAGCUAACAGUCGAAUUUCUAGAGGAACGUUCCUUCAGUGUCCCAGUCCUGGUUCUCAGGAGAGAUGGCUUGGGAAUGAAUCUGCCCCCACUGUCUUUCUCUGUAACAGACGUAGAGCAUUAUAUCGGUUCUGACAAGGAAAUAGACGUGAUUGAUGUCAACCGCCAAGCAGACCUGAAGAUGAAACUGGGAGAGUUUGUCGAGUACUAUAACAGCCCAAACAGAGAGCGAGUGCUCAAUGUGAUCAGUCUGGAGUUCUCAGACACCAGGUUGUCAAAUCUGGUGGAGACACCAAAGAUAGUGAGGAAGCUGUCAUGGGUGGAAAACCUCUGGCCUGAGGAAUCUGUCUUUGAGAGGCCUAAUGUGCAGAAAUAUUGCCUGAUGGGGGUGAAGGACAGUUACACAGACUUCCACAUUGACUUUGGAGGAACCUCUGUGUGGUACCACGUACUCAAGGGUGAAAAGAUUUUUUACCUCAUUCGUCCCACCGCUGCUAACCUGGCCCUUUUUGAGCGCUGGAGUUCAUCCUCCAAUCAGAAUGAGUUGUUUUUCGGUGACCAGGUAGACAUGUGCUACAAAUGUUCACUUAAGCAAGGAAAUACCCUCUUCAUCCCAACAGGCUGGAUUCAUGCUGUCCUGACCCCGGUGGACUGUUUGGCAUUUGGUGGAAAUUUUCUUCACAGCCUCAACAUAGACAUGCAGCUUCGUGCGUAUGAAAUAGAGAAGCGUCUGAGCACAGCAGACUUGUUCAGUUUUCCAAAUUUUGAGACUGUGUGUUGGUAUGUUGGAAAGCAUCUGCUGGACACCUUCAGAGGUUUAAGAGAGAAUCGACGGCAUCCUGCCACUUACCUGGUCCAUGGAGCCAAAGCUCUCAACAACGCUUUCCGUAUCUGGACACGGAAGGAGUCUCUCACUGAUCAUGAACACGAGAUUCCAGAGACCAUAAAGACCCAGCAGCUAGUAAAGGACCUGGCUAAAGAGAUACGUCUGGUUGAGGAUAUCUUUCAGCAGAAUAUUGGCAGGAGCGGGACACCCUUUGGUGCCUCGCAGGGUCUUCCAUCUCCUCACCUCAAAGCUCCUAUCAACACUUCCCUCACUUCUGGCAGACCCCCGGGUAAAAAAAGAGGCCCAAAGACGAAGGAUGGAUUUGGAGGAGGGGACUUAGGCCCUUUAGUACCAAAGAAAAAGAGCCAGAAAGGCAUAAAAACAGAAGCUGGAGAGCUUGAUCUGCUGGAGAUUCAUACUAAACACACGCUCAAGAAAUUCCAGCCAGGGUGCAAAGUCAAAAAGAGCAAGGUUGAGCUGCCUGACGACUGUAUAGAUGACUUUGAGGAGAAAAUCAACAAAAGCAAGCUCAAGCUCGUGUUGGCUAAUGGAAAGAUUCAAGGGAAGAAGGGCCGUGCUGGCAGUGCAAAUGGAGCAGGGAGUUCACUACAGCAGUUCCAGCCUCACAUGAGUACCUUGUCUGACUUUGAUUCAGAAGAUGAGCUGCAGAUUGAUGAAACCCCUCCACCUCGCCGUAGACCAUCUCUACCAAGCAAAAAGAAACUAGCUGGUCUACCAAGGAAGCUACCUCGGGCCAAACCAUGCAGCGACCCCCACAGAAUCCGUGAGCCUGGAGAAGUGGACUUUGAUAUUGAGGAGGAUUACACCACAGAUGAAGAGAUGCUCACAGUUCAGGGUGUGAAAGGAGGAGCAGGUGGCAUUUUGGAUUUACUUAAGGCAAGCAAACAGGUGGCGGGUCUGGAUUCUGCACUGAGCGAGGAAGCACCAGCCUCCCCCAGCACCAGAGAUGCCAUCCAGGGCAUGCUUUCCAUGGCCAAUCCUCCAUCUUCCUCAUCCUCUUCCUCAUCUUCCUCUCCUCUGUCUGUCUCUGGAGGGGGUGAGAUGCUGGGGCUCAUGAAGGAGAAAAGAGGCAGAGCGGGAUGGGUCGGUGGUGGAGUCAAGAAGGCCGAGAAGAUCAUUCAGAGGCCAGGCAAACGGCCCAUUAAACGUCCGGCACGGCACCUGAGUGAUGAAGAGAGCCUAGAUGAACAGGAGACGCUGGGGACAUGCUUUAAAGACUCAGAUUAUGUGUAUCCAUCACUAGAAUCAGAUGAAGAGGACCACUUAAACAAGUCUAAAAUGAAAAGAAAGCGAAAUUGGGACGAUACCCCUUGGAGUCCUAAAGCCCGUGUGACCCCAACACUGCCCAAACAGGAGAGACCAGUGAGAGAGGGUGCCAGAGUGGCAUCUGUGGAAACGGGGCUUGCAGCUGCUGCCGCCAAACUGGCACAACAGGAACAACAGAAAACCAUAACCAAACGCAAAUACACAAAGAAGAAGGUCUCUCAGGAGAAAGUACGUUCUAGUGUUGCCCAGCUCCAGCAUCAGCCCGACUCUGCGCCCUUGUCUCCUCCUCUUCCUUCUGAGCCUCCAGUGGACUGCAUCGUGGAGGAGCGAAGAGUGGAGGUGUAUUCUGCCAGCCUGCUGGAUCACGAGUACACAGCAGGACCAGGUCCCUUCAGCCCAGGGGGGCCGAGAGGAAGUGGAGCCAUGGCUCCUGGUGUGUUCCUGACCUCAAGACGAUCCUCACUCUCUCCUCAAAACAGUAGCAGCUACUCUCCCUCAGCUCUCUCACCAGGGGGGAUGAGUUCUCCAACAUCGGGAGGAUCAUGUCAAGCAAAACGUCCAAAGAAAGGACUUGCAACAGCUAAACAGAGACUGGGAAAGAUUCUGAAAAUACAUAGAAACGGCAAGCUUCUCCUGUAAGAGAUAACAUGGAGACUGCAGGGAACAAUAGAGAUGGAGAGAACAAAUAAGGAUGAAAAAGAAGAAAAACUGACUGGUUUGGUGUUAAAAAACUGGUUUGGACUGUUUUCUGGUUAGUCUUACACUUGCCUGGUUUAUUCGGACACAAAUGGUAUCAUUUGCAUUGAGAACAUUUUGAAGGGAAAUCUUGAAUUUCAUCAAUUUUGUAGAGCAUGUUGAUGGUUGUUUGAACUGUCAUGGGUGAGAAGAUUAGAUUUUUGAGUACAUUCAUCAGCUUAGAAACGUGUACAUGUCACAACUUUCUCAUGGCUAUUUGUUUAACCUCCUAAAGCCAUCCAUAUUAUUUGUUUACUUUCUUUGUGUAGUAUGUGCUAAUAUCAUAUUUUAUUACAUAGAAGGCAAUUUGAUACACCAUUGACUGUCAUUUCUGUAGAUCAAGUCCUGUAGUCAAGUCUUUUGCUUGUUGAAGAAUGUUUUACUUUAGUGUACUAACACAUUUUUAUUAACAGUUGUAUUUAGAUGUGUAUAUAUUUUAAGUUUUGUUUUGUUUUGUUUGUGUUCCAAUCUUAGCAUGGGCUGUACAAUGUCCUGCCACUGUUUGGCCAGCAUUUCUUGUUUGCCUUCCCAUAUAUGUCCAAGUUAAACUGUAGACUGCUGGGUUUGGUGGUUGUGCACAUUUUAGUAAAUGAAAAGGACACAAAAACAGUUUUGGUCGGAAGGGGAAUUCUGUGUACAGAUUUGAUGUUUGUUUUUUGUUUUUAUUUGUAUAGAGUAAUUAAGCUGUUUUUUCAUCGAUGCUUAUAAUAAUAGCAAUGUGAUAAAGUUAAUGUAUUUUAUUGUGUGUCAAUUUAUUGUUAAUUUUGCCCCACACUUGGUAAUAUUAAUUGUAAUGUAAUAUACUUUUUAAUACUCCAUUGGCAAGUUAAAUAUACAUUUUCUUGUGAGUUUUAUUAUGUAAUGGCAACAAUAAGUUUUGUCAUUUUCUUUGACCUUUGUCUAUAAUAAGAACCAAAAAUAUUGGACGUCUUUAAAUAUGUGGGCCAGUGUAAAUAUUCAACUGUGACUAUUAUUCUUCUGAAAAUUGUCACUGAUCUUAACCCUGCCCAAAUGAUGUUAUGCCACCCAAAUGUGACUAGAAUCCCAUUUUGAAAUUUGUUUUGAUCACAGGGAAAAAGACAGUUGUUAAAUAUCCUCUUCAAGAUACCUUUAUUAUUUUUUUAAGAUUAUUCUAAAAAUUUAAAGGAUAUUUCUGGAAUAUUUUGAGGUUUUUGUGUAUAUUGCUUGUCAUCAUUCUUGAGUUGUUUCUAUUCAUAUGAUACAUCUGUGCCUUUGGUACAUAACAACCUCUCCUAUUUAAAUUGUCCAUAUCAUUACAUUUGAUAUUGGUUUGAAAUGUGAAAUUAUGCCUGGGUCUCUGUUGUUAAAAAAUAAGAUACACGUAAAAGAAACGGGAAUGAUGUAAAGAAUCAAGAAAUUAUUCAAAAACCACAAAAUAUAUAAGAACCGACAUUGAUGUUCUAAUUAAAACCUACAUUUAAGUUAUUCAUUUUGUCAAUUGUGUGCAUUUUAGGAGUCAUCCUUCUCUUGUCUGUUAGUUUGUUUUGAACAAUAGUGUUAACUACACAGUUCCUCUCAGGGUUUGUUUUGUAUCUAAUAUCAUUUUGAUAGAACAGUUACAAAAUGAUCAACAGUAGUGUGAUGAGUAUACAUUCAGGACCACUUAUAAGCAAAUUAAAUUGGAACCCAAUUAAUAUUUAUAUAAUUGGAUCUUGUCUUUUGCUAUUAUCACCACCUUUGAUUUUUGAAAACACUCAAGUUUUUCAAGUUGACCUCUAAUAAAAGAUAUUUUUAAAACCUGUA
This is a messenger RNA of Triplophysa dalaica, 5487 nucleotides long. It is a transcript of the gene phf8, whose product is annotated as PHD finger protein 8. The transcript has 22 exons. The record is from RefSeq and is a predicted model, not a curated record. NCBI's taxonomy places the organism in Eukaryota, Metazoa, Chordata, Actinopteri, Cypriniformes, Nemacheilidae. Gene Ontology annotation, molecular function: histone demethylase activity; transcription coregulator activity. Gene Ontology annotation, biological process: regulation of transcription by RNA polymerase II; protein demethylation. The coding region runs from base 538 to 3627 and encodes 1029 amino acids.